GAUCCCACUACCUUCAAAUCCCACCCCUUCAUUUCACUGUCACAAGAACAACUAUGUAAUUUCAGUCCCCACCUCUUCUAUCAAUAAAUAACUGCCACGCCCCUUUUCCCUCCCAAGCCCUUCAAGGAGAGUCAUCGGUGGUUACAGAAUUUGCGUUCUUCCUAAUUUUCCCCUAGGCGCUAACCUAGCCAGAGCCAACAUGCGUGAGAUUCUUCACAUUCAGGGAGGGCAAUGUGGGAACCAAAUUGGAUCAAAGUUCUGGGAAGUUGUAUGUGAUGAACAUGGCAUUGAUCCCACCGGCCAGUACACCGGAAAUUCUGAUUUGCAGCUGGAGAGGGUCAAUGUGUACUACAAUGAGGCCGGUGGCGGCCGGUUUGUGCCGCGGGCGGUGCUCAUGGACCUUGAGCCGGGCACCAUGGACAGCAUCCGGACUGGUCCCUUUGGCCAAAUUUUCCGGCCGGAUAACUUUGUUUUUGGGCAGUCUGGUGCCGGAAACAAUUGGGCGAAGGGACACUACACGGAAGGCGCAGAGCUUAUUGAUUCGGUCCUUGAUGUUGUGAGGAAGGAGGUUGAGAAUUGUGACUGUUUGCAAGGAUUUCAAGUAUGUCAUUCUCUUGGAGGUGGAACGGGGUCUGGAAUGGGAACUCUGCUCAUUUCAAAGAUCCGAGAAGAGUACCCAGAUAGGAUGAUGCUUACAUUUUCAGUCUUCCCGUCUCCAAAGGUAUCCGACACAGUUGUAGAGCCUUACAAUGCAACGCUUUCUGUUCAUCAGCUGGUGGAGAAUGCCGAUGAGUGUAUGGUGCUUGACAAUGAAGCACUCUAUGAUAUCUGCUUCAGAACUCUCAAGCUCGCCACCCCAAGUUUUGGGGACUUGAAUCAUCUGAUCUCUGCAACAAUGAGUGGAGUAACUUGCUGCUUGAGGUUUCCGGGCCAGCUGAACUCAGACCUUCGAAAGCUAGCCGUGAACUUAAUCCCAUUCCCUCGACUUCACUUCUUCAUGGUGGGGUUUGCUCCUUUGACCUCCCGCGGAUCGCAGCAGUACCGGGCACUGACUGUCCCUGAGCUGACGCAACAAAUGUGGGAUGCCAAGAACAUGAUGUGCGCGGCUGAUCCACGGCACGGCCGUUACCUCACAGCAUCGGCCAUGUUUAGAGGCAAAAUGAGCACGAAAGAAGUGGAUGAACAGAUAAUAAAUGUGCAGAACAAAAACUCUUCCUACUUCGUGGAGUGGAUCCCAAACAAUGUCAAGUCUAGUGUCUGUGACAUCCCUCCAAAAGGGCUCUCAAUGGCUUCGACUUUCAUUGGGAAUUCAACCUCUAUACAGGAGAUGUUCCGGAGAGUAAGCGAGCAGUUUACAGCCAUGUUUAGGAGGAAGGCCUUCUUGCACUGGUAUACCGGAGAAGGAAUGGAUGAGAUGGAGUUUACUGAAGCGGAGAGUAACAUGAAUGACCUUGUUGCGGAGUACCAACAGUACCAGGAUGCUACAGCUGAUGAUGAGGAUGAUUAUGAAGACGAUGAUGGAGGCACUGAGAGCUGAAGGUGUUCGGCCAGCUUGCUGCUCCGAAUGUUCUCUGCAGCAAUAAAUCAUUAAGUUCGAAUUUCUAAAAUUAAGUGAUUUGGUAGCUUUGUGGCAGCAGCCUCUGCCUUGGCCUUUUGUAUUGGGCUUCUUUAUAUCUUAUUAUUAUGAUGAGCAGAUUUGGAUGA
Vitis riparia (riverbank grape) is the source of this 1704-nucleotide messenger RNA. RefSeq names its product tubulin beta chain-like. Bases 200 to 1537 code for a protein of 445 amino acids. Gene Ontology annotation, biological process: microtubule cytoskeleton organization; mitotic cell cycle. Gene Ontology annotation, cellular component: cytoplasm; microtubule. The record is from RefSeq and is a predicted model, not a curated record. NCBI's taxonomy places the organism in Eukaryota, Viridiplantae, Streptophyta, Magnoliopsida, Vitales, Vitaceae. The transcript has 3 exons. Gene Ontology annotation, molecular function: GTP binding; structural constituent of cytoskeleton; GTPase activity.